AGAGAGCCACACCCCAACCUCGACCCAACAUUGACCCUCAAAAUUCCACCCCACCCCAAACGCCGCCGACCAAUGCUCCCCCUGAAAAGGGCCAGAAAAAAUCAUUUUUCCCAUCACAGGAUGAGUGAUCCAAACAAGCCCUCCACUGUAAACGACAACCCGACUCUCCAUCUUCGAAACGUGUCCACCGCUGAGAAGAUCGAACGGGAAUGGAAACUCCCAACUACCAAAACCUCUAAUGAGAGAGACCCAAAGCGACUCCCACCCCAUUUAAAUUCCUCACCUGUUGCUUUCUCUCCUCAUGAUUUUGCUGAAUACCCUCCUCCAAUCUCGCCUAUUUGAGUCACCGACUCGCAGUCGAUACUUGGAUUUGAUAUUUCUCCACUGAUUUCGCUGUCUGUAAGUGGGGAGUCCACUGUCUCCAAUGACCUUUCAUGUGGAAGCUAUGGGGAAGGUUGGAAACUUCCAUUAGCUUAAGUUCCUCUUUCACCUCCCCCCCUACCUUUGCUUAGAAUUGAGAAAACCCGAUGGGUUGAUUCAAUAGAUGGGUACCCAGAAACUUUUAAUGCUUAAUCACACUUAGAUUUGGUAGAUAAAGCCUUUAUCUGUGAGUUCGUGUUCAAGAAAAUGCUUCCAUUUUCUGGUUCUUUCUGUGUUUUCGUCUGCAGCUGCGUAUCUCGUCUGUUUGGCUUCGUGUUGGGCUAUUUCCUCAGGUUCUUGGCGGAUGAGGAGUCCGGGAAGCAUGACCCCAAACCAGAAGUUGAAAUUUUCCGGCAAGAAAAUGAGACUGGUUCAGAGUGUUUCGAGGGAUUUGACGGGUUCGAAGAGAAAGAGAAGCCUGAGUUCACUAGUGGGUUGAUUCGCAAAGAUUCGACUGAGGACUCUGUUUUCACGGAAAAUUCUUCCACUGCAAUCGCCAACAAGUAUCAGUUCCUACGCCGGAAAGAUUUUACUGGGUUCGUAGAAGAGCUAGAAACUAUGAGCUUUGUAGUACAAGAGUUGCAUGCCAGUUCGAUUGGUUCUUUCAAUCAAGUUCUUGAUACAGGCACCCCUGCGGACAAGGAUUUUUGGGAGCUUAAUUUGCAAGCAGAGGCUGUUAAGCAAAAAGAUUCCGCCGGAAAAUGUUUUAUCGCAUUCGAGUUAGAGCCUGAGGUUGAAAAUCCGGCCGAUGCUGAUGGCUCCGCCGGCAGCGAAGAAGCUCAGGAACUUGAUCCAGAAACAGAGGUUAUUAAUACAGAAAUUGCAGUUAACUCAACCGACAGAGAUUUUGAGGAAUUUGAGCUAGGUACAGAUGGUACUAAAGAAGCAAAAGCAGAGGACUCUGCCGAGGAUUUUGAGUCAGUAGCAGCGGCUGCUGAUCUAGAAAAAGCAGAGAACUUGGCCGUAAUCGUCCAUGGUGAAGAUGGUACAGAGGGAGCAGAAGAAAUGACAAUCACUGAACAUAAAGGUUUUGAAAAACAAGGGCUAAUAGGCUUGCAAAAUAAAUUCCUGGGCGAGCAUGAUGUUCCGGAAGAUGUCUCAUCACUUUGGGGAAAUUGCUUGUCAAUUGGAAACAGGGAUGAGUUCUUAACCAGUAAUCACAAGAUUGAUCCAAUCAAUGAUGAACUUCUGCCAGAAACAGAAUGCGGUGAAGGUCAUGAACCCAAAUGCCCUGACCAUGGGUAUAUAGAAUUAGAACCCUACUUGCAGGAUUUUGAAGAAAAUUUGUCCGGCAAGGAUUUGCACAAAGCUGAGGGCAAGCAUCAGGACAAUGAAGAUUUAGAGAGCAAAGAAGAUCAACAAAUAGAUGAUUUAGAGAAUUCUGAGAACCCCUGCUUGCCAGAGAAAUCAUGGGUGGACUCUGAUGAUCAAAUGGAACUGGAAAUGCUGUGGGAACACAAGGAUUUGAUAGACCAGCUGAAACUGGAACUGAGGAGGGUGAGGACAAGAGGGCUUCCCACCAUCUUAGAAGAAUCCGAAUCUCCGAAGGUGGCAGAGGACCUGAAGCCGCUAAAGAUCGAUGAGAAGAUCGAUCUCAAGGAUCGAAUUGAAGAGAUACAGAAGUUCUACAAGAGCUACAAAGAAAAGAUGCAAAAGUUGGACAUAUUGAAUUACCAGACCCUUCAUGCUAUUGGACUUCUCCAGCUGAAAGACCAAAUUUGUCAAAAACCACCGACUAUUAGAGCUAUUCUCUUGCAGAAUUUCCGGCAAUGCAGGCCCCAGAGGAUCAGUGAGACGGACCCAACACAGAAGGUCAUCACAGAAUUGCAGAGGGAUUUAGAAAUGGUAUAUGUUGGGCAGGUUUGCCUGUCCUGGGAAAUCCUCCACUGGCAAUUCCGGAAAGCUCUAGAAUUGCAGGAAUUUGAUUCUCAUGGAUUUCGCCAAUAUAACCACGUAGCCGAUGAAUUUCAACAGUUUCAAGUGCUUGUGCAGAGAUUUGUAGAAAAUGAACCAUUUCAGUGUCAACCCAGGGUUCAAAACUAUGUCAAGAAACGAUGUGUUCUUCGUAGCCUUCUUCAUGUUCCAGCCAUCAAAGAUGAUUGUUUUAAAGAUAAAAAGGGAAGAAGAGAAAAGGGGGAAGAUGCAUUUUUAAUCUCAAGCGCUAUGCUAACAGAAAUCAUUGAGGAAUCAAUGCAUGUUUUCUGGGAAUUUCUUCGCGCUGAUAAAGACGAGGCUAAUGUGAUCUUGAAGGGUCUUCAAGGGACUCAGAUUGAGCUCCAAGAGCCUGCAGAUUAUGAACUACUUAUGGAUGUUAGAAAGAUACUUCAGAAGAACCAGAAAAGACUUAAAGACCUAUUGAGAACUGGGAACUGCAUAGUGAAGAAGUUUCAGAAGCAUCGGGAAGGUCGAGUGGAUCACGCAAUGUUCAUUGCUCAGAUUGAAAUGAGAUUGGUUUCAAGAGUGCUAAGCAUGUCGAGAUUAACAACGGACCAACUCGUAUGGUGCUUUAAAAAACUAAAGAAAAUUACCUUUGUGAACAGAAAGUUGCAUAUGGAAACUUCAUUUCUUCUUUUUCCAUGUUGAUACCAGAGGAACUUCCACUGCCACCAUCUUGAGUCAUAGAUUGGUGCACAUUGUAAAGCAGAUGGGAAAAAUACAGUAGUUAGUAUUGCUCUGACUCUCUUGUAUUUUCAUCUUUAUGCUCUUUCCUAAGAUUAUUAUUACUAUUAUUAUUAUUUUUCCUUUA
Messenger RNA from Malania oleifera, 3166 nucleotides. RefSeq lists its product as uncharacterized. Bases 628 to 3003 code for a protein of 791 amino acids. The transcript is spliced from 5 exons. The record is from RefSeq and is a predicted model, not a curated record. NCBI's taxonomy places the organism in Eukaryota, Viridiplantae, Streptophyta, Magnoliopsida, Santalales, Ximeniaceae.